AUGGAGAACUGUAAAUGGCUGUUGCGGUGUGCCCUUGUAGUACUGCCCCGUGCGUCUUACUCGGUGCACGCGCCAGUCUGGGCUCGUCCAGUGCAGAACGUGUUGCUCUGGUGCGAGCAGCCAGGAGUGUUUUUAAGACCGUGAACAUUGACUGUAUUAUUGUAUGAACGCUCGUAAAUCCAUUGUGAUACACUGUCAAUGUGCGGUAACAAGUGGAGAGUGAAAAGUGCUCGCAGUUGACAGACAGUGUAAACCGGCGAGGGCGAGGAGGCGGUCUUCCCCCUCUCCCCUCCCCCUCCCCCCUCUUCCUUCGGUUGUCCUCGAAGUUAAGUGCCGGGCGUGAUGCCAGGCGUGGUGUGCUCCCCGCCCACGGGCACCAGCGCCCCCGCCGACGCCGCGGUGCCGUCCUCUCUCGGCACGGCGGACACCAGUGGCGAGGUGACCUCCUGGCGGACCUCACCUCAAGGCGGUAUUGCGCCUCCCUCUCCGGACUCUGAGUCUGGGAUCGAGGACUCUCCGGACAGCAUCGACGGCGUCACCAUGCCGCUGUCCCCGCCUAUUCCAAUCCCGUCCUUCCGUCGCGGAAGCCUUCAGCUCGGGCGCGGUCACACGCCGCCUCCGAGCGCCCUGCGUCAGCCAGACAACCUCAGCAACUCCGCCCCCGCCACUGCCAGCGAAGACAACACGCCCCCGUCCACUCGCGGUACGCCCUCGCCUCCGCCGCUCGUAAGCGAGGAGCCGCAGUGUGGUGGCGAGGCCGGAGCAGGAGUGCCCACCAUAGAAAUCAGCGAGGAUGCUUGCCCUGCCGAUCAGAGUCUGGAGGAGAGCCAAGUGCCACCAGUGCCGAAGGGUGGUGAAUCUGAGACGUCGGAGCAGGUCUCCUCGCACAAGCCUCAGCCGCCCAAGAGCUCGUCUCCGACCAAAUCGCCGCAUCACUCGACGCAUAAUUCGUCCCCGCAGCCCAACGAUGGGAUCCCUACAGACAUGUCGGAUACCACGGAGACGGAGCCCGACAGCAAGGUUACAUGUUUAUCUUCUGAGUGUGUGGUUUGCCCCAACCUGACCACACACCACCAGGGUCGUGAGAUCAUCAACACUGUUUUUGCACUGCCUGUGGAUACAGUGUUUACAUUACUCUUUACCAAUUCCAAGUUUAUGCUAGAUCUUUAUACAGCCCGAAAGACCACUGAUGUAGUUGCCAGUCCAUGGCAAAGCAACCAUGAAACCAAUCAGAAACUGCGACAGGUGACCUAUACAUUGACACUCCCUCCAAAUAGCUUUGGCCCAAAAGUUUCACAUGUAACAGAAACACAGGUUUUGUCACCUUUUAGUAAACCAGGAGAAAUAUAUACAGUUGAUGCAGAAGCCUGUAAUGCAGGCAUCCCAUAUGCUGACUCUUUCUUCGUGUCAAAUCACUGGUGUCUAACUCGUGAAUCUGCCACUGAAACAAGACUAAGUGUUUGGUCUCAAGUUAAAUAUAAGAAGAAUGUUUGGGGUUUCAUGAAAGGUGUGAUUGACAAGAACUCAUUUUGUGGUGUGGAAUCAUUACUAAAUGACAUAAAUGCUGCACUCCUUGCUGAGGUUGACAGUGCCAAUCUGAAGAGGACACGGCGAAGAAGACGACGGGUAGGAAGCAAAGGAGAGCCCCCAGAUGUCCUCAUUCCAUCAACAGCUGAUAAGGUCAAAGACAUUCAUAAAUCAACACAGAUCCCAGCAAGAAAGCUUACUUUGCCAACUGUUACAACUGAGAACAAUAAUUCCUCCAAUGAAGGUCCUGUGAGACUUGUUGUGGCAACGUUGGUCAUUCUCUUAACCCUGAAUGCCCUGCUGUACUACAAGCUUUGGGCGUUGGAGGAAAAGGUGUUUGUACAUACCACACCAUUCCCAGCUCUCGAUCCAAGCAUGUUUAGACCUGGGACAGGAAGUGGAGCCCUGGAAGAAUGGGUACGAAUAUUGCAACAGCAAGAAGCUCUUCAUGCAGCGGAAGUGGAACGGUGGAGGAAAUCCAUAGAGGAAGCAGCAGGAUUCCUCAGAAAAGCUGAGGAGUCUCUCCGCACGCUCCACACAUCCAUACCUCCACACCAUGCAAGCAAAAUCCAGCUUCUGCUGAGACAACUACAAAACCUUCACAACUCUGAGAGCCAGCGGAGAUCAUCCGCAGAAUCCGCUCAGUGGGGCCAAGAGGGAAUACCAGGAGACCCAUCCAAGGGACCAGAUGUUGGGGACCAGAAGAACAGUGGGGAAGACAGAACUGUGCAUACGAGUGAGAAUCAUCAGGAUCUGUGAAGGUUCAGUGCGAUGGCCAACCAAUUCCCUGGCGAGAGAAAGAGAUCUCUGAGGACCUGAAAAGGCAUUAGGAAAGGAAACCUAGAAAAGGAUAGAAAAGAAAAAAAAAAUUGAACAACUGUUGGUGGAGCUCAUUGUCUGUUAGGGAAAAGUAAUUCCUGAAGCAAAUGUUGCAAUGAGGUUGCUAUCACUGUCAUAUAAAUAUACCAAAGGUCAUGAUUAACCUCUCUAGGAGGUCAGUUCAUGAAAGGAUUGCAAAGAUGUCUCUUUAGUAUGAAAAAUACAAUUUUUUCUUUCCAUUUGUCCUCUUCUUUCCUGGUUAUUAUUAUAUUGACGAAAGUAGCAAUGAGCAUGGAAUGGGUGUCAGAAGUUAGUUAUAUUUUUGAUAUAUACUUGGAAUUCAUUCACAUGCUUCAGGUUUCAGUAUUUCCUUCUUAUAUUUUAAUGAAUGCAUCAUUUUUAUAUUUUGAAAUGUGAAUGUGGACCAAAUGUGUAUGCACUUGUGGUUGUGGAAAGUUUAUUUUUUUCAUUCCAACAAAUAAUAUAAGAAGGUGUGCUGCACAAUUACGCAAGUUUUGUGAAAGUUUGUAGAGUCCAAUGUGAGUGCAUUACUAAGUGAAAGAGGG
Molecule: messenger RNA, 2912 nt
Organism: Penaeus chinensis
Lineage: Eukaryota; Metazoa; Arthropoda; Malacostraca; Decapoda; Penaeidae
Product: protein Aster-B-like
Exons: 10
Coding region: 343-2286 (647 amino acids)
Biological process (GO): intracellular sterol transport
Cellular component (GO): endoplasmic reticulum-plasma membrane contact site; plasma membrane; endoplasmic reticulum membrane
Molecular function (GO): sterol transfer activity; sterol binding
Source: RefSeq, a predicted model, not a curated record